AUGACUGUACCACAAACCACAGAGGUCAUACCUGAAUCUCCAACGAUACCAGUCACGACUGUGCCACAAACCACAGAGGUCAUACCUGAAUCUUCAACGAUACCAGUCACGACUGUACCACUAACUACAGAGGUCAUACCUGAAUCUUCAACGAUACCAGUCACGACUGUACCACCAGCUACAGAGGUCGUGUCUGCAUCUUCAACGAUACCAGUCACGACUGUACCACCAACUACAGAGGUCAUACCUGAAUCUUCAACGAUACCAGUCAUGACUGUACCACAAACCACAGAGGUCAUACCUGAAUCUUCAACGAUACCAGUCACGACUGUACCACAAACCACAGAGGUCAUACCUGAAUCUUCAACGAUACCAGUCACGACUGUACCACCAACCACAGAGGUCAUACCUGAAUCUUCAACGAUACCAGUCACGACUGUACCACCAACCACAGAGGUCAUACCUGAAUCUUCAACGAUACCAGUCACGACUGUACCACCAACCACAGAGGUCAUACCUGAAUCUCCAACGAUACCAGUCACGACUGUACCACAAACCACAGAGGUCGUGUCUGAAUCUUCAACGAUACCAGUCACGACUGUACCACUAACUACAGAGGUCAUACUUGAAUCUUCAACGAUACCAGUCACGACUGUAGCACCGAGUACAGAGGUCAUACCAGAAUCUUCAACGGUACUGGUCACUACUGUACCACAAACCACAGAGGUAAUACCAGAGUCAUCAACGCUACCAGUUACGACUGUACCAUCAACUACAGAGGAAGUACCAGAAUCAUCAACGCUACCAGUUACGACUGUACCAGCAACUACAGAGGUCAUACAUAAAUCAUCAAUGAUAUCAGUCACGACAGAACAGCCAACAGCAGACUUCACUCUGGAUACGUUAACUGCCGCAGACACGACAGUACCACUAACUACAGAGGUUUUACAGGACUCAACAACUGUACCGGUCACAACUGGAUCACUGACUACAGUGGCAGUACCUGAAUCUUCAACGAUACCAGUCACGACUGUACCACCAACUACAGAGGCAAUACCUGAAUCUUCACCGGUACCAGUCACGAUUAUGUCACCGACAACAGACUUCACCCUGGAUACAUCAACUGCCGCAGACACGUCAGUACCCCCAACUACAGAGGUUCUACAGGAUUCAACAACUCUACCGGUCACGACUAGAUCAAUGACUACAGUGGUAAUAGAAGAAUCAUCAACGGUACCAUUCACUACUGUACUUAGGACUACAGGAGUAAUUUCUGAGUCAUCAACUGUACCAGUCACGACUGAGCCAUCAACUACAGACAUAACGCCAGAUUCAUCAACUGUACCAGUCACAACUAUACUAUCAACUACAGAAACAACACCAGAGUCAUCAACUGUACCAGUCACAACUAUACUAUCAACUACAGAAACAGCACCAGAGUCAUCAACUGUACCAGUCACAACUAUACUAUCAACUACAGAAACAACACCAGAGUCAUCAACUGUACCAGUCACAACUAUACUAUCAACUACAGAAACAACACCAGAGUCAUCAACUGUACCAGUCACAAGUAUACUAUCAACUACAGAAACAACACCAGAGUCAUCAACUGUACCAGUCACAACUAUACUAUCAACUACAGAAACAACACCAGAGUCAUCAACUGUACCAGUCACAACUAUACUAUCAACUACAGAAACAAUAGCAGAGUCAUCAACUGUACCAGUCACAACUAUACUAUCAACUACAGAAACAACACCGGAGUCAUCAACUGUACCAGUCACAACUAUACUAUCAACUACAGAAACAACACCAGAGUCAUCAACUGUACCAGUCACAACUAUACUAUCAACUACAGAAACAACACCAGGAAACAACACCAGAGUCAUCAACUGUACCAGUCACGACUGUAGCAAGAACUAUAGAGGCAAUACGCGAGUCAUCUACUUUAACGGCCACGACUGUACCACGAACUACGGAAGUAAUACCAGAAUCAUCAACUGUAGCAGUCACGACUGUGCCACCAACUACAAAGGUAAUGCUGGAAUCAUCACGCGCAACAGUUACGACUGA
Molecule: messenger RNA, 2073 nt
Organism: Branchiostoma floridae (Florida lancelet)
Lineage: Eukaryota; Metazoa; Chordata; Leptocardii; Amphioxiformes; Branchiostomatidae
Product: flocculation protein FLO11-like
Exons: 2
Coding region: 1-2073 (690 amino acids)
Source: RefSeq, a predicted model, not a curated record